Molecule: messenger RNA, 1185 nt
Organism: Spirometra erinaceieuropaei
Lineage: Eukaryota; Metazoa; Platyhelminthes; Cestoda; Diphyllobothriidea; Diphyllobothriidae
Source: the annotation of a GenBank genome assembly
AUGGUGUCCUUCGACGUCGUCUCUCUUUUCACCUCCAUCCCUAAAGAAUUAGCCACGAAGGUCAUAAGUGACCUACUGCAGAGGAGGUACGAUGAAGAGGAAAGACCUCUGAAAAGGAGGCACAUAAUGGAGCUACUGGAAUACUGGUUGAGCACGUACUUUACGUUUAAUGGUCAGGUGUACGAGCAAAUCCAGGGAACUCCAAUGGGAUCACCAAUCUCCGGCUACCUAGCUAAGGCGGUUCUACAAGAACUGGAAACGCGGGUCUUUCAGUCCUACAUGCCAACAUUCUGGAUGCGCUACGUGGAUGACACCUUUGUCAUCCUACCUCGAGACGUGAAUGAGACGUUCCAAAACAAAUUGAACUCAAUAUUCCCCCAAAUUCAAUUCAAAAUAGAAGAAGAAAAGGACGGAGAAAUCCCCUUUCUGGAUGUCCAGGUGUCGAGACAGGAAGACGGAGCACUCCAGACUGGUGUCUUUCGAAAGGCAACUGAUACGGCAAAAAUCCUCCAUUACAGCAGGAACCACCCCUUGUCUCAUAAACGCAGUUGUGUGCGGACGCUCUUCCUACGCAUCAAAACACACUGCAGCACAGAGGCUGAAAAGUUGCGAGAGCGUAAAUCCCUAUGGCGUCUCUUUCUCUCCAAUGGGCACCCAGGUAGCUUUAUAAACAAAUGCCUGCAUCAAAGGCACACGAAGACCGCUGGUGAACAAAAACAAAAACCUGAAAUCUUCCGUGCUUUGCCCUACGUGAGUGACGUUUCCGAAGCCACCGAACGCAUGCUCAGACCACUCAACGUGGGCCUUGGACACCGGCCGGAGGUCACUAUCCGCCGCUUGCUCAUGCAGCCUAAGGGGCGGCUACCACCUGAGGACACGUCAGGAAUUGUUUACCGCGUCAACUGUCUAGAUUGUCCGGCCAACUGUUGUGGCAUGAUCGGCAAACGAUUAAGGUCGCGCAUGCAUGAGCAUUCUCUAGCUGUAAAGCGAAAGGAUGUGCGAUCACAUGUUGCUAUGCAUAGCCUCGAAAAUAACCAUCAAUUCGGCUUCGAAAAGGCAGAAGUAAUCGGCCGAGCUGAAAGCAAAAUGGCGAGUGAGAUAAUCGAAGCCUGGCAAUCCAACGCCAACUCGAUCAAACGUAGGAUCGACCUACCGGCGCCAUACGAGGCCGUCAGAUACGACUGA